Budorcas taxicolor (takin) is the source of this 2940-nucleotide messenger RNA. It is a transcript of the gene SLC8A1, whose product is annotated as solute carrier family 8 member A1. Lineage: Eukaryota; Metazoa; Chordata; Mammalia; Artiodactyla; Bovidae. Gene Ontology annotation, cellular component: axon; postsynapse; sarcolemma. The record is from RefSeq and is a predicted model, not a curated record. The transcript has 10 exons. Gene Ontology annotation, biological process: cell communication; calcium ion import across plasma membrane; sodium ion transmembrane transport. Gene Ontology annotation, molecular function: calcium:sodium antiporter activity. Bases 28 to 2940 code for a protein of 970 amino acids.
ACAGUUGGAACUCUGCCAUUGUCCAGCAUGCUGCAGCCCCAUCUGUCACCCACCUUGUCGAUGGGAUUUCAUGUGUUAGCCAUGGUGGCUCUCUUGUUCUCCCAUGUGGACCAUAUAAGUGCUGAGACAGAAAUGGAAGGAGAAGGCAAUGAGACGGGCGAGUGUACUGGCUCCUACUACUGUAAGAAGGGGGUGAUUUUACCCAUUUGGGAGCCCCAGGACCCUUCCUUUGGGGACAAAAUUGCUAGAGCGACUGUGUAUUUUGUGGCCAUGGUCUACAUGUUUCUUGGAGUCUCCAUCAUUGCUGACCGGUUCAUGUCCUCUAUAGAAGUCAUCACGUCUCAAGAGAAAGAAAUCACCAUAAAGAAACCCAAUGGAGAGACCACCAAGACAACUGUGAGGAUCUGGAAUGAGACAGUGUCCAACCUGACCUUGAUGGCCCUGGGAUCUUCAGCUCCAGAGAUUCUCCUUUCAGUAAUUGAGGUGUGUGGCCAUAACUUCACUGCAGGAGACCUUGGUCCUAGCACCAUUGUGGGGAGUGCCGCAUUCAACAUGUUCAUCAUCAUUGCGCUUUGUGUUUACGUCGUCCCGGAUGGGGAGACGAGGAAGAUCAAGCAUUUGCGUGUGUUCUUUGUGACAGCAGCAUGGAGCAUCUUUGCCUAUACCUGGCUUUACAUCAUCUUGUCUGUCAGCUCCCCUGGGGUCGUGGAGGUCUGGGAAGGUUUGCUCACUUUCUUCUUCUUCCCCAUCUGUGUUGUGUUUGCUUGGGUGGCAGACAGGAGGCUUCUGUUUUACAAGUAUGUCUACAAGAGGUAUCGGGCUGGCAAGCAGAGGGGAAUGAUUAUUGAACAUGAAGGAGACAGGCCAUCUUCCAAGACAGAAAUUGAAAUGGAUGGGAAAGUGGUCAAUUCCCAUGUUGACAGUUUCUUAGAUGGAGCCCUGGUUCUAGAGGUUGAUGAGAGGGACCAAGAUGAUGAAGAAGCCAGGCGAGAAAUGGCUAGGAUUCUGAAGGAACUCAAGCAGAAGCAUCCAGAGAAGGAAAUAGAGCAAUUAAUAGAAUUAGCCAAUUACCAAGUCUUAAGUCAGCAGCAAAAAAGUCGGGCAUUUUACCGCAUUCAAGCUACCCGCCUGAUGACCGGAGCGGGCAACAUUUUAAAGAGGCAUGCAGCAGAUCAAGCCAGGAAAGCCGUCAGCAUGCAUGAGGUCAACACGGAAGUGGCUGAAAAUGACCCUGUCAGUAAGAUCUUCUUUGAACAAGGGACAUAUCAGUGUCUGGAGAACUGUGGCACAGUAGCCCUGACCAUUAUCCGCAGAGGUGGUGAUUUGACCAACACUGUGUUUGUUGACUUCAGAACAGAGGAUGGUACAGCCAACGCUGGAUCUGAUUACGAAUUUACCGAAGGAACUGUGGUCUUUAAGCCUGGUGAGACCCAGAAGGAAAUCAGAGUUGGCAUCAUUGAUGAUGACAUCUUUGAGGAGGAUGAGAAUUUCCUUGUGCAUCUCAGCAAUAUCAAAGUAUCUUUGGAAGCCUCGGAAGAUGGCAUCCUGGAAGCCAGUCAUGUCUCUACCCUUGCUUGCCUGGGAUCUCCGUCCACUGCCACCGUGACUAUUUUUGAUGAUGACCACGCUGGCAUCUUUACUUUUGAGGAACCCGUGACUCAUGUGAGUGAGAGCAUUGGCAUCAUGGAGGUGAAAGUCCUGAGAACAUCUGGAGCACGUGGAAAUGUUAUCGUUCCCUAUAAGACCAUUGAGGGGACUGCCAGAGGUGGAGGAGAGGACUUUGAGGACACAUGUGGAGAGCUCGAGUUCCAGAAUGACGAAAUUGUCAAAACAAUAUCAGUCAAGGUAAUUGAUGAUGAGGAGUAUGAGAAAAACAAGACCUUCUUCCUUGAGAUUGGAGAGCCCCGCCUGGUGGAGAUGAGUGAGAAGAAAGCCCUGUUAUUGAAUGAGCUUGGUGGCUUCACAAUAACAGGGAAAUACCUGUAUGGCCAGCCUGUCUUCAGGAAAGUUCAUGCUAGAGAACAUCCACUCCCCUCUACUAUAAUCACCAUCACAGAUGAAUAUGAUGACAAGCAGCCACUGACCAGCAAAGAAGAGGAAGAGAGGCGCAUUGCAGAAAUGGGGCGCCCCAUUCUGGGAGAGCACACCAGACUGGAGGUGAUCAUUGAAGAAUCCUACGAGUUCAAGAGUACUGUGGACAAACUGAUUAAGAAGACAAACCUAGCCCUUGUGGUUGGGACGAACAGCUGGAGAGAGCAGUUCAUCGAGGCGAUCACUGUCAGUGCUGGGGAAGAUGACGAUGACGACGAAUGUGGGGAGGAGAAGCUGCCCUCCUGUUUUGACUACGUGAUGCACUUUCUGACUGUGUUCUGGAAGGUCCUCUUCGCCUUUGUCCCCCCGACAGAGUACUGGAACGGCUGGGCGUGUUUCAUCGUCUCCAUCCUCAUGAUCGGCAUACUGACGGCUUUCAUUGGAGACCUCGCUUCCCACUUCGGCUGCACCAUUGGCCUGAAGGAUUCUGUGACCGCGGUGGUGUUCGUCGCGCUUGGGACCUCAGUGCCAGACACAUUCGCAAGCAAAGUGGCAGCCACGCAGGACCAGUAUGCGGAUGCGUCCAUAGGUAACGUCACAGGCAGCAACGCGGUGAACGUCUUCCUGGGCAUCGGCGUGGCCUGGUCCAUCGCUGCCAUCUACCACGCGGCCAACGGGGAACAGUUCAAAGUGUCCCCUGGCACGCUAGCUUUUUCUGUCACUCUCUUCACCAUUUUUGCUUUCAUCAAUGUGGGGGUGCUGCUGUAUCGGCGGAGGCCAGAAAUUGGAGGUGAGCUGGGUGGGCCCCGGACUGCCAAGCUCCUCACAUCCUGCCUCUUUGUGCUCCUGUGGCUCUUGUACAUUUUCUUCUCCUCCCUGGAGGCCUACUGCCACAUAAAAGGCUUCUAA